Messenger RNA from Aspergillus luchuensis, 4353 nucleotides. Its product is annotated as DNA-directed RNA polymerase III core subunit RPO31. The transcript has 2 exons. Gene Ontology annotation, biological process: DNA-templated transcription. The record is from RefSeq and is a predicted model, not a curated record. Lineage: Eukaryota; Fungi; Ascomycota; Eurotiomycetes; Eurotiales; Aspergillaceae. Bases 1 to 4353 code for a protein of 1450 amino acids. Gene Ontology annotation, molecular function: DNA binding; DNA-directed RNA polymerase activity.
AUGCAGCCUCCAGAAGGUGUGCAGGUCGACCUGGGCAAGGCCCAGGUCAUUGACCGCGUUCCCAAAGUUAUCAAGGAGUUGAAGUUUGGUGUUCUGUCCAACGAUGACAUUGUCAGCCAAGGUGUGGUGGAAGUUUCGGAUCGCAAGUUCUUCGACCUCGAUCAUGAUCGAGCGGUGGUAGCCAAUGGCCCUCUCGAUGCGCGCAUGGGUAUCUCCAACAAGACCUCGUCAUGUCAGACUUGUGGUGGCGCUCUGCAGGUUUGCAAUGGACAUUUCGGUCACGUCCGGCUCGUGUUGCCAGCUUUUCACGUCGGAUACUUCAAGCGAGUCAUCACCAUCCUACAGGAAGUUUGCAAAGAAUGUUCGCGCAUUCUGCUCCCCGAAGCCGAUCGCCGUGCCUACCUUCGUGAAAUGCGUCGUCCUGGGUUGGAUAAUUUGCGGCGCGGCCAGAUUGCGAAGCGGAUCAACGAGCGGUGUCGCAAGACACGCAACUGCGAGGCCUGUGGUGCGGUUAACGGUGUGGUGAAGAAAGCUGGAACGAGCGCCCUCAAAAUCACUCACGACAAAUUCCGUGCAUUCAACGCCUCGACUUCCGUUAAGAAAGUUCCGCCGCCUAGCAAGAUUGUUUUCGACCGGUCAUUCGACGAAGCCAGAACGUCCAACGCGGAGGUUGAGAAACAUUACAAGAAGGCCCAAGAUGAUAUGAACGCUCUCCGCGUGCUGAAUCUGUUCAAGAAGAUUUCCGAUACCGAUUGUGAGCUCUUGGGUCUGAACCCGAAGGAAGCAAGGCCGGAGAUGUUCCUCUGGCAGUUCAUUCCCGCUCCUCCGGUGUGUAUUCGUCCUUCCGUCGGUCAGGAUGCGGCGUCCACCGAGGACGAUUUAACAGCCAAGCUGGGCGACAUCGUCCAGAGCAAUAUCAACCUAAAGAACGCAUUGUUGAAGGGUGCGCCGGUACAGACAAUCAUGGAGUGCUGGGACUACAUGCAGCUACAGAUUGCCGUGUAUAUCAACAGCGAUGUGCCGGGUCUGAACAAGGCAGACCUUGGAAAGCCCAUUCGUGGUUUUGUGCAGCGUUUGAAGGGUAAGCAGGGUCGAUUCCGUGGUAACUUGUCCGGAAAGCGUGUGGAUUUCUCAGGCCGUACUGUCAUUUCCCCCGAUCCUAACCUGCGGGUCGACGAGGUUGCGGUCCCUGAGUUGGUGGCCAAGAACAUGACCUAUCCCGAAGUUGUUACUCGGUACAAUAAAGAGAAGCUACAGCAGAGAGUCCGAAACGGCACGAAGAAGUGGCCGGGUGCAAACUACAUCAUGAAGAAGGGCCAGACAUUCAAGCUCUUCCUUAAGUAUGGUAACCUGAACAUGAUUGCCGACCAACUGCAGGAGGGCGAUGUUAUUGAACGUCACAUCGAGGACGGUGAUAUUGUUCUUUUCAACCGACAGCCCUCUCUGCACAAGCUCAGUAUUCUGUCUCACUUUGCCAAAGUCCGUCCCCACCGGACGUUCCGAUUGAACGAGUGUGUCUGUAACCCUUACAACGCGGAUUUCGACGGAGACGAGAUGAACCUUCACGUGCCUCAGACGGAGGAGGCGAGAGCCGAAGCGAUGGAACUUAUGGGAGUUAAGAACAACUUGGCCACGCCCAAGAACGGAGAGCCGAUUAUUUCUGCCAUUCAAGAUUUCAUUAGUGCUGCCUACAUUCUCAGUAGCAAGGACAACUUCUUCGACCGCCGCUCGUUCACCCAGAUUUGCCUGUACAUGCUGGGUCCGCAGACACGCUUCGACCUCCCCCCUCCUGCUGUGCUUAAGCCUCAGAUGUUGUGGACCGGAAAGCAGGUUUUCAACAUUCUCAUGCGGCCGAACAAGGAUGACCCUGUUUUGGUCAACCUGGAUGCCGCAUGCAGAGAGUUCAAGGCUCCCAAGGAUGGUACACCACGCGAUCUAGACCCGAAGGAUGCCUGGCUCGUCAUCCGAAACUCUGAGGUGAUGUGUGGUGUGAUGGAUAAGUCCACCAUUGGUUCCGGAAAGAAAGACAACGUCUUCUAUAUUAUGCUGAGAGAUUACGGGCCGGUGGCGGCUGCUGAGGGUAUGAACCGCUUGUCCAGGCUCUCAGCCCGCUGGUUUACGAACAUGGGAUUCUCGAUCGGUAUUACCGACGUAUAUCCCAGCGAAAAGCUCUUACGUUCGAAGCAUAACCUCGUCGAAACGGCCUACGCACAGUGUGACGAAGUCAUUGCCAAGUACAAGGCAGGCACGCUGGAGAAGUAUCCUGGUUGUGACGAGUUGCAGACCAUGGAGAACCAAUUGUCCGGUAUUCUCAGUAAGGUCCGUCAGCAGGCAGGUGACGAGUGUAUUGCCCAACUGAGCAAGUACAACUCGCCCCUAAUCAUGGCCACGUCUGGAUCCAAGGGUUCCAGUAUCAACGUGUCCCAGAUGGUGGCCCUGGUCGGACAGCAGAUUAUCGGUGGUCAGCGUGUGCAGGACGGCUUCCAGGACCGUACCCUGCCGCACUUUCCCAAGAACGCUCGCCAGCCCCCGUCCAAGGGUUUCGUCCGGAACAGUUUCUUCUCCGGACUCGAGCCCACGGAGUUCAUCUUCCACGCCAUGUCCGGUCGUGAAGGUCUGGUCGAUACGGCUGUCAAGACUGCCGAGACGGGUUACAUGUCUCGUCGGUUGAUGAAGUCGCUUGAAGAUCUCUCGACCAGAUAUGAUGAUACCGUGCGUAACUCGUCGGCGGCCAUUGUCCAGUUCCAGUAUGGUGAUGAUAAGCUUGAUCCCUUGGAUAUGGAGGGUAAGGCCAAGCCUGUCCACUUCGACCGGACUUUCAUUCACGCCGAAUCCACGACUUACAAAAACGACGAGCGGAGUUUGCUUCCGGCUGAAAUUAUGGAGAUCUGCGAAGAGAUGCUUUCGAAGGAGCGCUCCAAGUUGGUGCGGAAGGAUCUGAUGGGCAACGAGCUCGGCUACAUGGAUCGGUCCGACCAUGGUGUCGAUCAAUUCGAGAGUGCUCGCGACUUCCUCGAGUCUAUCCAGCAAUACGUGGCUACGAAGGCAGACAAGCUGAUUUCCCGCGGUGGUGACAUCGACCCCAACGACGAGAGAAGUCAAAAGGGUCUCAACCACACCGGCAAGCUGACUGAGCGGACACUCCGCACUUUCAUCUCCUCAUGUUUGAUGAAGUACAAGAAGGCCCAGGUCGAAGCUGGCCACGCCGUCGGUGCAGUUGGUGCACAGUCCAUUGGUGAACCUGGUACGCAGAUGACGCUGAAGACUUUCCACUUUGCUGGUGUCGCCGGUAUGAGUAUCACACAGGGUGUACCCCGUAUUAAGGAAAUUAUCAACGCGUCGAAGGAGAUCAGUACGCCUGUCGUUGCUUGCGAGCUCGUCACCAAGGACAACAUCAUCGCGGCGCGGAUCGUCAAGGGACGUAUCGAGAAGACCUACUUGCGAGACAUUAUCCACUAUGUCCGUGAGACAUGGACAGGAAAGGAAGCCUAUAUCACGGUGAAGAUCAACUGGAAGACCAUCCAAGACUUGGCACUGGAGCUGAAGAUCGAGAACAUCUUGUCGGCAAUCAAGAACCACAAGCGGUUCAAGGCGGACGAUCUGAAGUUCCGCUGCUCACGGUCCCACAUCCACGUCUACAUGGACGUGGACCCGUCCACCAAGGCCAACCUGUCCAAGACGGAGAUCGCCCACACCAGUGCUGAUCCUUUCCUCCGUCUGAAGCACCUGAAGCGCAUGCUUCCCGACAUCCAAGUCCUGGGUCACCCCCAGGCCUUCCGUGCCAUCAUCCGAACCGAUGAGACGUCUACCACCAACACGCUUCUGGUAGAAGGCUACGGUCUCCGGGAGUGUAUGACGACGAUGGGUGUGGACGGACUGCGCACGUCAACCAACAACGUGAUGGAGAUGCGGGACGUUCUCGGUAUCGAGGCAGCGCGGACGACCAUCGUGCAGGAAAUCAGCGAGGUCAUGAAGGACAUGGACAUUGAUCCGCGACACAUGCAGUUGCUGGCCGAUGUCAUGACCUACAAGGGUGAAGUGCUGGGUAUCACGCGAUUCGGUCUUGCGAAGAUGCGUGACUCCGUGCUGCAGCUGGCGUCGUUCGAAAAGACGGCGGACCAUCUGUUCGACGCCGGUGGCGCGGGUCGCAGCGAUCUCAUCGAAGGUGUGUCCGAGUGUAUCAUUAUGGGCAAGACGGUGUCGCUGGGAACGGGAGCGAUGGAGGUGGUGCGCAAGAUGAACUUCUUCGAGGGGCAGAUCGGGGCACGCAAGACGACGUUCGAAGAUACUUGGAGCGAGGUGUACGAGGCGCCAUUGGAGAGAGCCAAGGCAGCUCGCCGCAAGCGAUCAUGA